AUGGCUGUGAGCAGCAGCAUCUUUCUCUAUAUCACGGGAGGACGCACGCUGUGGGUGCCAGGGCACACGCCGGCGCCGGGUGAAACCAAGCCUGUGCAAAUUCUCAACUUCGCCUCCCCGCGUGAGUUGUCGCGCUCCUUCUACCUCUUCGACAUGCCCAUCCAGCUCGUCAAUGACCCCAGCACGGCGGCGAUGAUUCCAGGCGGAAAGACCCCUGAAGAUGUCAUUACAGCCGUCAACGAAUUUCGUCGCGUUUGCAUAGAGGACCAGAAUUUCUUGCUGAAGCGAUGCUACGAUGCCAACAAACCACCCCCUCCGUCACACAACCCGCCACAGUUGCCGUUACAGCCACAACCACAGCAGUCACCGCAGCAGCAGCAGCAGUCGCAGCCGCAGCAACAAUUAUUGACGGGCAUCGCGGGAAUGGCAGAGACGCUCGGAACGCGUCAGAAUCCUGCUUUUAACGCCGCUGGCACAAACUUAAAUCAGGCGUUGCUUCUACAACUUCUUCAGCAACAGCAGCAGCAGCAACGUUCGUCGAUGCCACUGCAUGCUUCUCCACUUCAGCAACCACCUCCAAUGAAUUUCAACCGCGGUAUGAUGAGGGGUUGUGGUAAUGUUCCAGCCGGUGGAAAUAUGAUGAUGAACAGUGCUGGUCUCAUGCCGCAAGCCCCCUCGAUGGGGUAUAACAACAAUUACUUCAACCCCAUGAUGGCAAUGGGAGGUCGCAGUGCGGGGUUGAUGCCGACUCCUAAUUCAUACUCUGGCACACCCACCAUGGGGAGGGUGCCAGCCGCAAUGAUGGGGCACAGAGGCGGUGGUUCCCGAGGCAUGUACUCUCAUGGUCAGUUUCAGGCCCCGGUGCGUGAUCAGCCUGAGGCGUUGCCUAAUCUUCCGCCUAUCCCUCCCGAAAUUUUAGAGAUGUACAUGGACCCGCGGCAAAAGUUGAUGUGUGCUACAAUGCCAGGACCGCGCUGUACAGUGUGGCUACGCGAGCACGAGAUACCCCCCGUCACGAAGAAUCCAAGGUAUGUGUUCUGCAAGGAGGGUAUUGUGUUGAUGCUCAAGACCAAAGGUUCGGAGGUUGAGAACAGCAAACCUGUAGAACUCUUUGAACAGCAGCUCUGUGCGCAUUUCUUAAUUCACAACUACUGCUCCCGCACCAACUGUCUCCACCGGCAUCACACGGAGACCCAACUGCGGCAGUUAAUUGCUGGGAAGCACGUAGAGCUAAUGUCAAUGACAAAGAAGGAGCGGCAUCGCCUUAGCGAACGUGUGUUGGAGAAGGAGCGGGAGAGCCUUGCACGGGCCGCAGAGGAUCGUGAGCAACGUGCACGUGAGCGGAUGGAUGCGGCACGGCGACGCGAGGGCGCUGGUGGCAGCACAUCUAAUAGUGAAGCAGUAGCACCCGCUCCGUCCAACAAUCCGCCUCUUGCACGCGUUGAUGCUAGCAUCUCCGACGACGACGACGCUGACCGCAACAAAAAUGAGGAUGGUAAUGUCGAAAAGGAUGCCGACAAGAAGCGCAGUGAAAAGGACAAUCACGCAGGUGAGAUGAAGAGCGAUGGCAACAAGUCCGGUGAGUCCCCGUCUGAGCGCCACGAAAACGAGACAAGUGAGAAAGGUCAAGUGCAGAAGACGACGGUUGCGCCGCGGCGGUCGACGCCCUUUGCUUCACGCAGAGUGCUGAACCCGGCCGACAUCGGCGUCACAGACGAUGAAGAUGAUGAUGACGGCUCAUCCUCGUCGUCAUCCUCAUCCUCUUCAGCCUCCUCGUCGGCGAAGGCAUCAUCGACAAAGAACUCUACGAACCCCACCGACGUCGUUAAUACAACGAUGGAUACUGCGGCCGACAAAAAGUGUGAUGACGAAGUAGCGGAGGUUGACGCCAAAGCCUCCACUGAGGCAACAACACCCGCCCCUUUGCCUGCAGCGGAUACAACGGUGGAGGAAGCACACGAUGCAGGGGAUGUGGUAGCAGCGGCAGAGUCAAUGACACAAAUAACAACGGGAGGAGAGGAGAAGGAAGACGAAGACGAAGACGAAGACGAAAAACUGAAUGAGAGAGAUGCGACUGACGUGGCUGAUAGACCCGAGGUAGCGGCUUCAGCAGAAGUAGAGGAGCAGGUCACUGUUGAAAACGAGGAUGAGGAGGCGAUUGCUGAUAGAACAGAAGAGGAGCAACAUCAGGGUUCUGAGGAUGUUCCCGAGACUGCAGAGGGUGAGAGCGAAAACAAGAAACCAAAGGGAAAGAGCUGCGGAACCAAACGCACACGUUCUCCGGUGGCCAAAAAGCCGGCAGCGAAGGGAAAGCGGCCCAAAAAAUAA
Trypanosoma rangeli is the source of this 2328-nucleotide messenger RNA. RefSeq lists its product as uncharacterized. The record is from RefSeq and is a predicted model, not a curated record. Gene Ontology annotation, molecular function: metal ion binding. Bases 1 to 2328 code for a protein of 775 amino acids. NCBI's taxonomy places the organism in Eukaryota, Euglenozoa, Kinetoplastea, Trypanosomatida, Trypanosomatidae. The transcript has a single exon.